Molecule: messenger RNA, 878 nt
Organism: Aspergillus aculeatinus CBS 121060
Lineage: Eukaryota; Fungi; Ascomycota; Eurotiomycetes; Eurotiales; Aspergillaceae
Product: MutT/nudix family protein
Exons: 4
Coding region: 261-878 (205 amino acids)
Biological process (GO): nucleoside phosphate metabolic process; ribose phosphate metabolic process
Cellular component (GO): cytosol; nucleus
Molecular function (GO): ADP-ribose diphosphatase activity
Source: RefSeq, a predicted model, not a curated record
CCUCGCAAAUUCCCAUUCAAAUCCGACAAUCUAUUAUACAGGGCCCAUGUUGAGGCCGGCGUGAGGGUCUGUGCCCCUCUUCCCAGUCCAGUUGCCGGGCCGAUCUGCCCCUCUUGGAUCGACGUCAGCCAGCCGCACAAGAGCCUCACAACUAUCUCCGUUCAAUAGAUAUCAUAGAUCAGCCAUUGCUUCGUUUCAAUUUCAAUUGCAUCCUCGUACCCAAACAAUUAUAAAAUUGUUCACACCAAUUGACCGACAAUAUGUCCAAGAACGCGCAAUCCAAGAUCAUCUCCAGAGGUCCAUUGGACCCCUCAGAAGCCAAAUGGGCCCGACUGGUCAAAACCACCUACUCCGACCCCAACGGCGUCGAGCGCACCUGGGAAUCUUCCGAAAGAACGACUCGCCCGGAGACCUGUGAGAUUGAUGGCGUUGGGAUCGUGACCAUCCUCAACAAGGAGACCGGUCCAGAGCUGCUCCUGCAGAAGCAAUACCGGCCCCCGAUCGACAAAGUCGUCAUCGAGGUUCCAGCCGGAUUGAUCGAUGCAGGUGAGACGGUGGAGGAGUGCGCCGUCCGGGAACUCAAGGAAGAGACGGGGUAUGUGGGUGUGGCGGAGCAAACGAGCAGUGUCAUGUUCAAUGAUCCCGGGUUUUGCAAUACUAACCUGAACAUGGUCCAUGUCCGGGUGGAUAUGUCCUUGCCUGAGAAUCAGAACCCCAAGCCGGAGCUGGAGGAUAAUGAGUUCAUCGAGUGCUUCACGGUGCCCUUGUCGACGCUCUUUGCGGAGCUGAAGAGGCUCGAGCGCGAGGGUUAUGCUAUUGAUGCCCGGGUGGGCACGAUAGCGGAGGGGAUCGAGCUUGCGAAGAGGUUCAAGCUUUGA